Pseudozyma flocculosa PF-1 is the source of this 831-nucleotide messenger RNA. RefSeq lists its product as uncharacterized. The record is from RefSeq and is a predicted model, not a curated record. Bases 1 to 831 code for a protein of 276 amino acids. The transcript has a single exon. NCBI's taxonomy places the organism in Eukaryota, Fungi, Basidiomycota, Ustilaginomycetes, Ustilaginales, Ustilaginaceae.
AUGGCCCCUCCCUACUCGCGGGCGCCUGUCGCGCCCCAGAUCCUCGAGUUGCCCCUGCUGCUCGCCGUCAUGGGCUUCUCGGCCUCGCUCAUGGGUCUCUCGGGUCACGACAUUGUCCUCUUUGCCCGCCUGCGCGACAAGGCCACCAUCAACAACCUCGUCACCAUCGAGGACAACGGCAUCCGCACCGUCGACGUCGCCCUCCUCGCCAUCUCGUCGGUCGCCUUUGCCUUUUCCCUCGUCGCCCUCGUCCUCGCCUGCUGCCAGUUCCCAAAGCGUCGCGGCGAGCGCACCGGAAAGGGCACCUACGCCUACGUCCUCACCGGCCUCGUCCUCCUCAUCCUCAGCGGCGCCUAUGCCGGCAUCGCAGCCGCCUACACCGCCUACAGCGUCAUGAAGACCAUGACGUUCGGGCAGGGACCCGCCUACCGCGAGCCCUUCACCGUGGCCGACAAGACGCUGCUCCGCUCCAUCUACAACCAGUUUGCCGCCUCCCAGUCGGCCGUCACGCCCUACGGCACCACGCAGCAGCUUUCCGCCCUGGGCGAGUGGGCCAACAUCGACACGCUGGCCCAGGCCAACGCCUACCUGCGCCGCAACAACUACCUCCACUACCGCACCUACCGCGCCACGGUGGCCGUGUCGUGGGUGACGCUGGCCACCGUCUUCUUUGUCAUGGUCGUCCACUUUGCGCUGCCCUACGUCCUCAAGGCCCUCGGCAUGACGCGCCCGCCCAAGGAAGAGGAGGACGAGGUCAAGCGCAGGAAGCAGAUGGACGUCGCCCGCGUCAUGGGCGAGAGGCGCAGCCACCGCGGCUACCAGGAGUACUGA